CAUCGCACGAAAACCGUUCCCAACCCUAAUCUAAAGUCAUGUUUUUUUUCUCUCAGUAUGUAUGCAGGAGGCCGUGGCUGACAUUGUGUUCCUGGUUGACGGCUCGUUCAGCAUCGGGCUGGAAAACUUUCAAACAAUUCGUGAAUUCCUUUCCUCACUAGUUAGCAUCUUCGAAGUCGCCCCCGACAAAGUGCGCCUCGGUCUGGUCCAGUACAGCAACACACCUCGCACAGAGUUUUUACUCAAUGCUUACCAGAACAAAGAGGACAUUCUCAACUACAUCAAGAAUUUGCGUUAUAAAACCGGCGGCACUCAUACUGGCCUGGGUUUGGAGUUCCUGCUAAACAAUCUUUUCGUCCCGGAGGCCGGAAGUCGCACACAGGCCAACGUUCCUCAGAUUGCCAUCGUCAUCACGGAUGGAAACUCGCAGGAUGAGGUGGAACUGCACGCUCAGAAGCUCAGAGAAAGAGGGAUCAAGUUGUACGCCAUCGGGAUCAAAGAUGCAGACGAGACCUUGCUGAGACAGAUCGCCAACAAGCCGUACGAUCAACACGUCUACAGCGUCUCGGACUUCGCGGCUCUGCAGGGAAUCUCUCAGAGUAUCAUUCAUGAAUUGUGUACUACUGUAGAGGUCUCAGUGACAACCAAAGACUGCAAUGAGACGGCUCAGGCGGAUGUAGUGGUCCUCGUGGACUCAUCCGGUAGCAUCGGCGAAAAACACUUUGCGGAAGUGAGAAAGUUCCUUCAUGCCGUUGUGGACAAAUUCAACCUUCGAGUGGACAAGGUAAGACUGGGACUCAUUCAGUUCAGUGACCAGCCGUACCCAGAGUUUCUCCUCGGUGACUACGUAGACAAGAAAGACCUGCACCAAAAACUGGACAACCUCAUCUACCGGAAAGGAGGAACCAAUACCGGUCAGGCUCUCACUUUUGUUCAAGAGAAUUAUUUCAAACUGGCAAGGAAUAAUGUCCCUCGGAUCGCCAUAGUCAUCACCGACGGUGAAUCACGUGACUCCAUGGAGGAACCUGCUCAGAAGUUACGAAAUCAGGGAGUUUCCAUCUUUAUCAUCAAAGUGGGAAAGGGCAACAUCUCAAAACUGCGUGCCAUCGCUAACAGCCCGCAUGAGGAGUUCAUGUUCAGUAUCGACAGCUAUCAGGAACUGCAGGGUCUGCAAGAGAGUCUGCGCAACAAACUCUGCUUUACCAUCAGUGAACAGUUGAUGGGUUUUGUCCCCAAAUUUGCUGAUCUCUUCAUACUGGUUGAUAGUUUAGCAACUAAACAAGACUCAGUUUUAAUAAAGAAUUUUCUGCCGAGAUUGAUCAACCAGCUGAGCACCGGUAAGGAUUUCAAUCGCAUCGGCUUGGCUCAGUUCAGCGAAAACGUCACAGAAGAAUUCUUGCUCAAUACUGACAAGUCCAGAGCUGAGAUGGUGACCCACGCCCGGAACCUUCAGCUGAAGCCCACGGGUCAGCGCAAAAUUGGUAAUGCCAUUGAAUACGCUCGCAAACAUUUCCUCACCACUGCUUCGGGGAGCCGCGUCUCCGAUGGCUUUAAACAGUUCCUGUUAGUCGUCGCAGCGGGACAAUCAGACGACAAAACCGUCCAGGCAGCUCGCACCAUCAAAAAAGACGCAGUGACAGUUUUCGCAGUUGGUUUGCCUAAAUCUGAUCCGGAUGAGAUGGAGGAUAUCUCGAGUCGACGGAACAGCUUCCGGAUAACAAAUAGUAAUACAGCUGUUCAAGUGCAGCAGAAGAUCAAGAGCAGUAUUGAAAAGGCGUACGAACCUGUCGUCACAGAAGAAUGCAAGUUGGACGUAGUGGCAGAUGUUGCAUUUAUAGUCGAUCAGUCCAGCAGUAUCAGAUACAGAAGCUUCCAUCUUAUGCGAAACUUUCUGAACAACACCAUCAUAGGUCUGGAUGUGGGCAAAGGAAAAAUUAAGGUGGCGCUGAUCCUCUACAGCGACGUCCCUCGAGCUGACAUUUACUUUAACACUUAUGAGAACAAGGACGAUAUACUGCGCUACAUUCAAAGCAUCGCAUACGGCAGCGGCAAGACAAACACCGGAGCCGCUCUCACGUUUGCCAAAGAUAAGGUUUUCACCAAAGCGAGAGGCAGCAGAAGAGACCAGGGCGUUGAGCAGGUGGCCAUCGUCAUCACUGAUGGCAAAUCCACGGAUGAUGCGGCCAGCGCUGCGGCAGCGCUGCGGCGUUCUGGCGUCACUGUGUUUGCUCUCGGUAUAAAAGACACACAAGAAUCUGAAUUGAAAAAAAUCGCAUCGUACCCAGCCCGGAAGUUUGUGUUUAAUGUGGAGCACUUUGAUGGGCUUAAUUCACUGGCGAAGAUUUUACCCAGAACGCUGUGCAAUGCUGUCGCAGAUGCUGUGAUACCUGUGAGAUUAAACGCGGUAGAGGAAGGAUGCAAGCUAACAGCAGAAGCCGACAUCUACUUUCUUCUGGAUGAAUCUGGAAGUAUUUCCUACGAAGAUUUUGAUGAAAUGAAGAAAUUUAUUAUGGAAUUCCUCGAAGUGUUCGAGAUUGCGCCGGAUAAGGUGCGCAUUGGUGUUGUGAAGUUUGCGAGCCGAGCGAGCGUGUCUUUCCGAUUGAACAAGUACAGCACAAAAACUGCCGUCCAGCAGGCGGUGAAAGGUCUUAUCAUGGACGGAGGCGGCACCAGGACCGAUUUGGGAUUGCUGGAAAUGAUUCCGCUGUUCAAGGAUGCCGCACACACAAGAGAGAAGAAGGUUCGCGAGCUUUUGAUCGUCAUCACAGAUGGCAAGUCAGAAGACAGGGGGACGCCAGUGAAGGACCAUGCUGAGGUGCUGAGGAACAUGAACGUCACCAUUUACGCCAUAGGUGUGAAAGAUGCAUCUAUGUCUGAGCUGGAGGUAAUAUCCGGCAGCAAGAAAAGAACAUUUUAUGUUCAAAACUAUGAUUUCCUCAAGCACAUCAGGAAAGAAAUCCUUAAAGAAAUAUGUUCUGUUAAAGCAUGCGAAGGUCUUCUGGCAGAUGUCGUCUUUCUCAUCGAUGGCUCUGAAGGUACUGCCCCCGAGGACUUCAACAAGACCAAGGAUCUGUUGGAGUUUAUGGUCGAAAACUUUGCAAUCGGUCCAGACAAAGAGCGAGUUGCUGUUGUUCAGUACAGCACAAACACAAAAAAUGAGUUUUUAUUAGACGCUUUUGACGAUAGGAGAAAAAUAAUACAGGAGAUAAGAACUAUAAAACAGAUGAGUGGAAAAACAUACACUGGAAAAGCCCUCACAGAGGUUUCGCAGAUAUUUGACGUGUCGAGUGGGGGGCGGCCCAAAGCUUUGAAGUUCCUGAUAGUCCUUACGAAUGGAGUCAGUAAAGAUGAGGUAGGGACACCUGCUGAAGACCUCAGAGAGAACGGUAUUAACAUUUAUUCCAUUGGCAUCGGGCCUUUAAACCGGCUGGAGCUGCAUGCGAUUGCUGGGUCUCAAGAAAGAGUUUUUUUCGAAGGAGACUUUGAGUCUCUGGAUAAAUUAGGCAGCGAUGUCCUUCUGAAGAUCUGUAGCACGGAAUGCAAGAGACCUGAACUGAUGGAUGUCAUCUUUCUUCUGGAUGCCGCUGGUACUCCCAAUAAAAUUGGCUUCCUGGAAAUGAAAACCUUCAUGUCAAAUGUGGUCCGCAUGUCUGAAAUCGGAGAAAAGCGGGUGCGCUUUGGCUCGAUCGUCUACUCCAGCACCCCUGAUUCAGAGUUCACACUUAACCAAUACUACAAACAGGCCGAUGUUGAAAGAGCCGUCUCGAAUAUCAAAGCAUCGGGGGGAAGCAGAAACACGGCUCAGGCCCUGAGGUAUGCGUUGACCUACUUUAGCCAGGAUCACGGGGGACGACGUGCAAAAAAUGUCCCACAGGUGCUCUUUCUGAUCACAGAUGGACAGAUGGACGAUCCCACCGGUCUGGAGAAAUGGAAUGACUUACUGGCAAAUUCGGAAGUCAACCUCUUUGCUAUUGGUGCGGCAGGAGCCCAGGAGGCGGAGCUAAGAACAAUUGCAGAGGGAAGCAAAGGAAAAGUUCUCUAUGUGAACGACUAUCAAGGACUGACCGGACUUCAACAACAAAUCACGCGUGAGCUCUGCAAUCUCACUAAACCAGUUUGUGAGAAAGAGAUGGGAGACCUUGUAUUUCUUAUCGAUGGAUCAGAAUCUAUCAAGCCUCCAAGUUGGGUUGUAGUCAAACAAACAAUGUUUGGCAUCGUGAAAGAGCUCGAUAUUGCUCCAGACAAAUGGCAAGUGAGUGUCGCCCAAUUCAGCGAUAUUUUCCUGGACCACUUUUACUUGAACACCUACAGUAACUUAGCAGGUGUAAAUGCGGGUAUUGAAGAUAUCAAACAAAGAAAACAGGGUACGAGCACAUGGAUGGCCCUAAGACGUAUAAAGGAAUACUUCACCUCAAAGCAUGGAUCCAGAAUCGCUGAGGGAGUCUCGCAGAAUCUACUGCUCAUCACAGAUGGAGAGGCUAAUGAUGACAAGGACUUGGAAGCCUUGGCUGAUCUCAGAGCCAUGAAGAUUGAAAUCACUGUUAUUGGGGUUGGAAAAGAUAUAAGAAAAUCUGAGUUGCUCGAGAUAGCCGGAACACCCGAUCGGGUCUUGAUCGAGACCUUCGAAAGCCUUAAGCUGAAGACUACCAUAAAGAAAGUGUUGAGUUUGCUUUGCCGCCCCCAACAAUCCAUCGACCCAAGGGAUUGCAAUAUUGACAUUGGAAUCGGGUUUGACGUGUCCAGACGGGCGACCACACAGCCUCUGUUAAGACCUCAUGUUGAGCCGCUGGUCCGAGCAGCACUUGUCAGCGUCUCCGUGAUGCCGGAUCUGUGCUGCGUCACCGCCGACAAAAUCGACACUAAAAUAGGGUACAGGAUUGUUUCGGGUCAGGAUGACAGAGUUCUGGAGGAUUUUGACUUUGAGAAGUACAAUGAUGAUGUGGCCAGGAAGGUGCUGUUACUGCGACCCGCCGUUCCUCUGGCCUUCAAUACGUUCCUCUUGGAUUCCUUCAGAGAAAAGUUUGUCCGGUCCACUGCUAAAGUGAAGGUGUUGAUAGUCUUCACAGAUGGGUUGGACGACACUAUUGAGCGUUUGAUGGCGAGUUCGGAGAAACUCAAAAACAGUGGGGUCAGCUCGCUGUUGAUCGUGUCUUUGGAGGGAGUCGUUGAUUUUCACCACCUGGAGUUUGGCCGAGGAUUCGACUACACGCAGCCACUGUCCAUUAACAUGCUGAAUGUAGGCAACGCUCUGAUGAAACAGAUUGAAUCAGUUGCUCUUAGAGAAUGCUGUGAUGUUCCGUGUUCAUGCACUGGUAUAUCUGGACCACGAGGACCCCCUGGUCGCCCGGCUCAAAAGGGCCUCCCGGGUGAGAUGGGAUAUCCUGGAUUUCCUGGAGAUGAGGGUGUUAUGGGUGAGCGAGGACCGCCGGGGUUGAAUGGAACUCAGGGACACAACGGUUGCCCUGGCAACAGAGGAGUCAAGGGUCAGCGAGGCUACGCUGGAAAUAAAGGAGGAGAUGGGGAGGACGGUCUCGAUGGAGUGGAUGGAGAACAGGGCGACACAGGUCUACAAGGGCUUGCAGGACCUGAAGGAGAUCCAGGCAAUGCUGGUAUGAAGGGUUUAAAGGGCUCUACUGGACCCAAAGGACACAGUGGUGUGAGAGGAGAUCCCGGCUCACCAGGACUAGACAACAGAACUCCAGGUCUGAAGGGCGAGAGAGGAGGUGCGGGACUCACGGGUGCCGAGGGGCUUCCCGGACCCCCGGGUGACAAUGGAGAUAGCGGUGAUUCUGGUGCUCCUGGGAGAAGAGGCCCACCGGGACUUCCGGGUGUCACAUCAGAUGAAAGAGGUGACCCGGGCCAGCGAGGACCUCAGGGUUACACUGGACCAACAGGAGCAGAUGGUGGAAACGGGACCGCAGGAGACAGAGGUGAACCAGGUGUACCUGGAGUUCAGGGUCCGACCGGUCCGUCUGGAGAUCAAGGGUCUAAGGGAAGGACAGGACGCAGAGGGUCGAGGGGUGUGCCCGGUGAUAUGGGGAUCAAAGGAGAUCCGGGGCCUGACGGAUUCAAAGGACCUCCGGGUCAGGAUGGAAUAGAUGGAUUUGGACCGGCUGGACCCAAAGGGAACAAGGGAAAGCCAGGAUACAUCGGCGUCCCGGGUUUACAGGGUGAGGAUGGUGCCAAAGGAUCCGGCGCAAGUAAAGGACACAAAGGCUACCGAGGAAAACCUGGGAACGCUGGUGCUUCAGGUGUUCCAGGUGAUCCCGGGGAAAGAGGAAUGGAUGGACACAGGGGCAAUAGAGGAUUGCCUGGAGCCAUUGUAAUGUCUGAAUGUGAACUGGUCGAGAACAUCCGCAACAACUGUGCUUGCUGUGCAGCUAAUGGAGGUCAGUGUCCAGCGUACCCCACAGAACUGGUGAUCGCUCUGGACAUGUCGGCCGGCAUCACCGCUCAGGUCUUCGAGCAGAUGCGAGCCGCCACCCUCUCCUUACUUGAGGACAUUUCCAUUGCUGAGACCACCUGUCCGUGGGGGGCUCGCGUGUCCGUGAUCUCCUACAGCAGCGAGUCCAAGUACCUGAUCCGCUUCUCAGAUCACCGUCAGAAGAAACUCCUGCUGGAGGCCGUGAGCAUGAUUCCUCUAAAGAGAACCACGAAAAUCAGAGAAAUGGGACAGGCCAUGCACUUCGUUGCGCGGAACGUCUUCAAACGCGUUCGAGAGGGACGGCUCAUGAGAAAAGUGGCCGUGUUCUUCACCAACGGGCUGUCAGAAGAUGCGUCCAGCAUUAAAACAGCCAUGCUGGAGUUCAAGGCUGCAGACAUCGGUCUGGGAGUCGUCGCCUUACAACCGGCCAAGGAUGUGCAGCUGGCUGUUCAGGUUGAUGACACCAGAAGCUUCAUCGUGGUUGAUGGAGAGGGAGUCAGUCGUAUUAAACAGUGCGUCAUUUGUUUCGACCGUUGUAACCCGAAUCCAGCCUGUGGCAUCAAUUUGAAUCCAGAACCCCUGCGGAUAGAUAUGGAUCUGUCUGUGUUAAUGGACGCCUCUGAUAACCUGAGCCCUCAACAGCAUCUCACCGUGAAGGAACUCACACUUUCUCUGUUGGAUUCUGUUGAUGUGAGCAGCGAGCCGAACGUCGCCGAUGGCAAAACCAGAGUGUCCGUCUACCAACAGAGCUCCUCAUACGGCUCCUCUUAUAUCCACGAAGAGUUCGGCUUCACUGCAUUUAAAAAUAGCAGCGUGAUGAAGAGACUCAUAACAGAUACGGUGAAGCAAGUGGGCGGGGCAUCCCGUGUCGAGUUCGCUUUAGAAUGGAUGAUCACAAACGUUCUCCUGAAAGCCGAGAGACCACGGAAGAACCAAAUGAUCGUGGCCGUUUUUGGCCAAGAGCACUUGGACAAAGCUCAGCUUGACUAUGUGUCUAAACUGUGUAAGUGUCAGAAUGUUGUUUUAUUUAUCGUCAUGGCGGGACAGACAUUCGACUGGAGACAGAUGGAGAAGCUGACCAGCGUUCCUCUGGAGCAAAGGCUUGUGUUCCUGGGAUCUGCCAGACAGAGAGAUCGAGAGUAUGCCGGACGCUUCAUCAAAGCCUUUCUACACCUGCUGAACAGAGAGCCCAUUCCUCGAUCUGAUGCUCCGGCCCGUGAAUGUGAUGCUUUUCAGCCGAGAACCGUAGAGUUUGGACAAUCCAUGGAGAGAGACGUCAUACCCAUCCUUCCCCAAACAGAAGUAGCUCAAGAGGAAGAUGAAGACGAUUAUACAUACACCGAAUCGUUUGUAAACGACUACACGUUUACAGAAGAGCACACAGAGGAACACAAAGAGGACCCAGUUGAGCCUCACGAGAUCAAACAAGCACAAUGUUUUCUAAAGAGAGAUACGGGUUUGGCUUGUGCAUCGUAUGAGCUCAGAUGGCACUAUGACCUGAAAACCGGAAGUUGCCUGCAAUUCUGGUACGGUGGUUGUGGUGGAAAUGAAAACAGGUUUUUGACGGAGGCAGAGUGUUUCAGCGAGUGUGGAUCCAUAGAAUCGGAAAAUCACCCACAGGAUGAUCCCAAUCCAAACGAGGACGUUUGCCAGCUUGAUUAUGAUGCGGGAAGAUGCUCGGAGUAUUCUGUGAAGUGGUACUUCAACAUCCACAGCGGUGAAUGCCUUCGCUUCUGGUACAGCGGCUGCGAAGGGAACGGCAACAGAUUUAAUACUCGCCAGGACUGUGAGAUGGGCUGUCUAAAGUCCAGAGAAGCAUCUGCUGACACGUCUAAGCUCUGAUAUUUAAUGAAUGGAAUGCAUUGGACAGCGUCCUGAUUCAUAUUGACGUCUUAGGGAAGAUGGUGUAUUUAAAUGAUGAUUUUUUAUCAAAGGCACGAAUGUUUGUUUGAUUAUUAAUGUAUUACCUGCUAGCAGAAUUCUUGAAAAAGUCAAUAUGGUGCAACAAAGCAGAACCAUUUUCAGUUCCUCAAAGGAACAGUCAAAGGUUCCUUAAAGAACCGGUCCAUUCUUUCCUUUUUAUAGUCUAAGGACCCUAAUAACUACCUAAUAACUUUUUGUGAACAGGAGUUCAUUCCAGAAACUAUACAGCCAAAAUGUUUUUAUGACAUCAUUUUUAAGUGUAAACAAAACAGAAUUAUUCGGCCAACCUGGCGUUAUCACAGCAAAUUCUUGUCACUGGUUCUGCGAGUGCUUUUAAACUCUCAGGUGUGCUUUAAACUUAAACUAUCCAGAAUGACUUAGAACCAGUGGCCAUAUUAGUCAACGUUUGCCAUCUCUGUGUGCAGUUCACUGUAUUUCAGUCAAACAAACUCAAAAAAAUGUAUCUUUAGCCUAUAAUGCUACUUUGGUUACAUUGAUGUUAGUGAAAUUCUUAUUUGUAUCUCGUUUGUAAAACUUGAACUCCCUUGGUUUUGGGUUGGCCAUUGUGUUUUCUUUUUGAGGAAUAAAAACCCUUUGGUAAAGAAAAAGUGGACUUCUGAUGUACUGUAUACUUUGUGUAUCAUACACACAA
Molecule: messenger RNA, 8999 nt
Organism: Triplophysa dalaica
Lineage: Eukaryota; Metazoa; Chordata; Actinopteri; Cypriniformes; Nemacheilidae
Product: collagen alpha-6(VI) chain
Biological process (GO): extracellular matrix organization
Molecular function (GO): serine-type endopeptidase inhibitor activity; extracellular matrix structural constituent conferring tensile strength
Source: RefSeq, a predicted model, not a curated record